AUGGUUGACGUCCGCACGGCGGAUGUUGUGAUGCGCCUGGUCAAGUCCAAGGCAGCGAGGAAUGACAUGAAGUUCGGCACCCAAUGGAAUGACGACGAAGCCGUCGUGGAGGCUGUGAAGAUGGAGAUCGCGCACCGUGAGUUCGAAGCGUCGAUCCGUGAGACUUUGUCGGGAAUGAACGGAGCUAGCUUGAGCCAGGAAGCGGUGGAGGAGUUUGCGGCCAAGAUGAAAGCCAUGGCCGAGAUGUGUGGCAAGGGCAAAGAAGGAGCAGAGCUUGUGAAGGAGGAGCUCAGCAUCAUGAAAAGCGGCAGCGAGAUGUCCACCAUGGAAUCCACGAUGGCGCACGAAAUGGCGAGCUACGUCGACGAGCUCUGCCAGGUUCAGGUCAUGGACGUGGACUUCUUUGUGGGAAAGUUUGGACAUGCCACUGAUUGCAACGAGCUGAUUGGCAUGUCCCUGGUGUCGAAAAUGCACAAGGAAACUCAGAAGCUGGACUACUUUGCAAAGUCCAGCCUGGUCUUGCACGACGAGGAAAACGGCGUGGGGGAUCACUUCGUGAAGCUUCUCAAGGGCGAGACGGACGAAAACACCAAUGUUGCCAGUUUCAAAGCGCUCCUGCAUAAUGCCACACAGAAAAGUGCAGAGUCUCUGAGCUGCAGUAGGCGGAUUCAGGGUUUGGGGUUGAGGAGAAAUUGGUCGAGGAUGGAGGUUCAAAGGGAUCAUGCGCACCCCGUCGCCUAA
Molecule: messenger RNA, 741 nt
Organism: Symbiodinium pilosum
Lineage: Eukaryota; Dinophyceae; Suessiales; Symbiodiniaceae
Source: the annotation of a GenBank genome assembly